Messenger RNA from Symbiodinium sp. CCMP2592, 450 nucleotides. The record is from the annotation of a GenBank genome assembly. Lineage: Eukaryota; Dinophyceae; Suessiales; Symbiodiniaceae.
AUGAUGGUACUCCCGCUGAUUGGCAUUGCCUCUCAGGCCCAGAAGCUUGCCCACGUGAUCUGGCAGGAUGUCAUAUCCUGGGUCAAAGAUGGUUCAAGCGGAGAGGCCAAAAGAGCCCUAGGACUGUUCCGAAUCGACCAUCAGUCGGCCGCAACCUUUGGCAGGGAGGCACGUGAUGUCCGUGCAGACGGUCAGCCGUGCGAGUGGUGUUUCAUCCCGACUUCCGACCUCUUCCUCGUGAUCGGUGAUGAUCUUGUGGGUGUGACGCUGGAAGGUCUUUUUGCUGACAAUGCACCAGGGCAGAAGAGGCUCAGUCUGGCAGAGUGCUACAGGAAGCGUGCUGCGCCCCCCGAGGCCCCGAAAGAGGCCGUGAAGGAGGAGGUCCCUCCACCGAAGGCAAAGGGACCUUCGGCCCCGACUCUGGCGGACCUCCUCAGCCUAGGGAAGUGA